This is a messenger RNA of Lactuca virosa, 573 nucleotides long. The record is from the annotation of a GenBank genome assembly. NCBI's taxonomy places the organism in Eukaryota, Viridiplantae, Streptophyta, Magnoliopsida, Asterales, Asteraceae.
AUGCAUAUGAAUCUUGAGUGGUGUAAUGAACUUGGAUCGAUAAAAACACCUCCUGUUGAAAGGUUGUCGUUUCACCUUGAAGACAAACAACCUAUUGUGUUUAAAUCAUCCCAACGUGUUACUAAUGUUGUUUCUAAACCCACUAUUGCUGCUUCUCAAUUUUUGGCUUGGAUGGAAUGUAACAACUAUGAUGAAAAGGCACGAAAGUUAUCAUAUGUUGAAUUCCCAAGUCAAUAUGUUUGGAAUAAAUCAGAUAAAGUAUGGACAAGAAGAAAAACAAAGACAAAGUCACUUGGUAGAAUUAAUCACGUGUCUCCCAAGUUUGGUGAUGUUUAUUACUUAUGCCUUUUGCUUAACAAAGUAAAGGGUCCUACUUGCUAUGAAGAUAUCGGGAUAGUUAACGGUACCGUUUAUGAAUCUUACAAAGAUGCUUGCUACGCUCUUGGUCUAUCAGAUGAUGAUAGAGAGUACAUAUCUUCUAUACACGAAACACAUCAUUGGACCAUUGCUUCAUUCUACAGGCUUGAAGCUAAAACCGGAAGCAAUUUUCCACCAAACGUUGUCAUACAUUGA